Molecule: messenger RNA, 565 nt
Organism: Rhagoletis zephyria (snowberry fruit fly)
Lineage: Eukaryota; Metazoa; Arthropoda; Insecta; Diptera; Tephritidae
Source: RefSeq, a predicted model, not a curated record
AGUGAUCAAAGCACCAGGCGGUGGCUCUUCAAACAUUUUCGGCCCCGAAGGAGGCAAACAGCAAAGCAACGGCAAUGGCUCGUGCAGUGAAACAGAGUCCGUCGACGGCUCUGUCCUUUCCUGUCCCUCCACCCCGGUGCACAACGGCAACGGCAAUGGCUCUGCCUUUGGCUACGAAUCGGACACCAGCUCUACGCCCAGUUCGGCUGCCUCCAGCCGCCGUGGUUCGCUUGCCGAGACGAAGAAUCGCGUCUUUGGAUUGGCCGAGGCGGCCCCAACUGAGUCGCCCCGUCGCCGUGUCGUCGACCGCAUGAAGUCAAACAUCUUUGCCGAGCCUGAGCCGGCUCCCAUUGUACGCACGCCUUCAGUGAAGAAGUACGAGCACGUUGUGAACCGAAACCCCAUCACUGGUGAGGUAUUGGACAAGGCAGUUGCUCCACCUGCCAACGGAACUGCCAAUGGCAAUGGAACCGUCAAUGGUGUCAAUGGAUCUGCAUCUAUGCCAAAUACUCCAGUCCGCGUUCGACAGCCACCAGGUGGAAAGUCAUCGAACAUCUUUGGCUAA